AUGCGAACGCGGGGUCGAGUCCGCGAUCGCGAAGAAGGCAACAGCUGGGCAAAACUUGCAGAGAAAUCUGCUACAAUUCCUAAGUGGGAUGCAGUGAAGGUAGCUCAUCCUCAAGUGAGUUUACCUACUGUUGAGGCUGAUAAAGGGCAGAAGCAGUGGGCGAACCUAUUUGUGGGAUCGAGUUAUGCGGCGAAAGGAAUGGAUCUUAGCUUUAUUGCACCUAUUAUAAAAAAUGGCGAGGUAACUGUGGAGCUCUGUAAGGAAGAGAUAGAGGAGGAGACUCAGAAAUGGAAGCUUGCGUUAAUACUGUAUGUUGUUGGAGGAAGUCCAACAAUAGGCGCCAUGGAAAGGUACAUUGCUUCAGUAUGGAAUUUUGUAGCUAAGCCUAAGGUGUAUUUUCGUGAUGAUGGUUAUUUUGUGGUUCGUUUCAAUUCGAUUGAAGAUAGGGAUGAAGUUUUGUAUUCAGGGCCUCACAUGUUGAAUAAUAAGCCUAUCAUGGCCAAAAUGUGGUCGGCUGAUUUUGAUUUCAAUAAAGAGGUUCUUCAAACUAUACCAGUGUGGGUGAAAUAUCCUAAUUUGCCUUUGAAUUGCUGGGGAAAGAGGUCGCUAAGUAGGAUCAGCAGUGGAUUGGGAAUUCCUCUCUAUGCUGAUGCUUAUACUACUCAAGUGGAUAGGAUCUCAUAUGCAAGGGUAUUGAUUGAAAUGGAUGUUACUAAGAAGCUGCCUAGGUCUAUCAAAGUGACUGAUCCUAAUGGAAGGGAGUUUAUACAGGAAAUAGCAUAUGAUUGGGUUCCUGAAUUCUGUACUAAAUGCAUGCAAGUUGAUCACCAAUGUAGAGUUGCUGAACAGAGUGGACCAAAGUUGAAGGCUAAGAAUGUAAAACAGAAGCAGGAAUGGCAACCUAAGGUGGUAUCCAAAGUGCAAGAACCAGUUGUUAAGGAGCAAUUACAGUUAAAAGAGACUACAAAUGAAAAGAAUGCUAGUCAUAGUACAUUAAUGGCUAGUACUAGUGCAGGAGCUGAAAGAGGAAAUGAGGAGCAAAUGUGGCAGACUGUUAUAGGAAAAUUAGCAGCUAGAAGUAGAGAAAGACAACCAGCUGAUGUAGUAAAUGUAAUCGAUGGAUUUAAUCUACUUGCAGAAUCUAAACUGCAGCUAGCUAUGCCAAGACAGAUAGAGGGAGGAAUAGGUAGACAACAGGGUGAUACUGGGCAGGAAGGUACUCUACAACCCCUUUUUAUACCUGUAUGA
This is a messenger RNA of Nicotiana attenuata, 1248 nucleotides long. RefSeq lists its product as uncharacterized. The record is from RefSeq and is a predicted model, not a curated record. The transcript has 2 exons. NCBI's taxonomy places the organism in Eukaryota, Viridiplantae, Streptophyta, Magnoliopsida, Solanales, Solanaceae. The coding region runs from base 1 to 1248 and encodes 415 amino acids.